Molecule: messenger RNA, 1155 nt
Organism: Silurus meridionalis
Lineage: Eukaryota; Metazoa; Chordata; Actinopteri; Siluriformes; Siluridae
Gene: bkgd
Product: chromosome 25 C11orf54 homolog
Exons: 8
Coding region: 83-901 (272 amino acids)
Cellular component (GO): nucleus
Molecular function (GO): zinc ion binding; hydrolase activity, acting on ester bonds
Source: RefSeq, a predicted model, not a curated record
UCAUGUGAUCAGUGUGUGUGUGUGUGUGUGUGUGUGUGUGUGUGUGUGUGUGUGUGUGUGUGUGUGUGUUUUCCCCCACUGCAUGAUGGAGGGCUCUAAAACGGAGAAGUUCCAGUUACACGUCCCUAAUCUUGAGGAACUGUGUCAGGUGCUGGAAAAGGGCCUGAGGAAGAACUUCGAAGAUGCAAAAGUGUGUGUGAGUGAGUGUCCAGAUCUCAGCCAGGAGCCCUUCAAGUUUCCUGUCAAAGGACUUUGCGGUAACCCUCGCAUUACUGAUGUUGGCGGUGUCCCCUACUUGAUCCCUCUGGUUAAAGUGGACAAAGUGUAUAACAUGAACACUAUAGCUAAGGAGUUGGAGUUGCCUGGGGCAUUUAUUCUUGGUGCUGGUGCAGUGUCAUCAAAUACUGUUGGAAUGAACGGAGAGCUGAUGCCUCUGGUGUUGACGGAGCAUGACGGAAAACCUGCUGUCAAUGCCAGCUACUUCUCCUUUAUCAACCCAGUGGAUGGGAAAUGCUUGCAGGAGAAAUACAGCGACAGGUUCUGUGACUGUGACUUUGGGCUUCUAGCGAACCUGUAUGCAUGUGAGGGUCAGCCAGGGAAGGUCUUGGAGGUCAGAGCCAGCAGGAGGACAGGUGAGGACAGUCUUGUAAGCUGUAUGAGAAAGACAAUGGAGGAACACUAUGGUGAUAAAAGCAUUGCACUUGGAGGGACUUUCAUCAUCCAGAAAGGGAAGGCUAAGAUCCACAUUAUGCCACGAGAGUUUUCUUCAUGCCCCCUGAACACUAAUGAAGAUGUAAAUAACUGGCUAAAGCAUUUUGAAGUCAGUGCCCCUCUGAUCUGCCAGUCUGUCAUGGUGUCUAAAGAUCCACAGGCAUUGCCACACAUACUGGACACCAUCUGAGCCCAAACAAGUUUAUCUUAGACUCAUCAGAACACAGAGGUGGCUCCUGGCCAGGUUUUUACCUGUUUCAGAACAGGUUAGAGCAUCUGAUGAGCUGUCUGUCUGUAUAUGUAUGUAUGUAUGUAUGUAUAUGUAUGUUAGUAUACCAUGCCAAUUUUUAAUAAGUAAAAUAUUAGUGAAAUAAAUAUUAGGUUAGUAACUCUGCUUUGCAUCGGCCAACUCAUAUGGAAGCAUCAAAUAUAACGUUCCAUGUA